Cladophialophora psammophila CBS 110553 is the source of this 747-nucleotide messenger RNA. RefSeq lists its product as uncharacterized. Gene Ontology annotation, cellular component: membrane. The coding region runs from base 1 to 747 and encodes 248 amino acids. Gene Ontology annotation, molecular function: carbohydrate:proton symporter activity. The transcript is spliced from 4 exons. The record is from RefSeq and is a predicted model, not a curated record. Lineage: Eukaryota; Fungi; Ascomycota; Eurotiomycetes; Chaetothyriales; Herpotrichiellaceae. Gene Ontology annotation, biological process: carbohydrate transport; transmembrane transport.
AUGGCACCUGGUAUCGUGUUGAUUAUUGUCAAUGUUUAUGAGGCUGAGAUUGCUUCUCCCCACCUAUGUGGUAUCACGGUUGUGUUUCCGAAUGUGACUCUGAAUAUUGCCGACGCCUUGUCUUCCUGGGUGGGAUACGCCUCUAACUUUUCCAAGUGUUUCCCAAUCGUCCCGCAGUGUGUACCAGCCCUGAUGCUCAUUGCUGGAUGCUUCUACAUUCUGUUGUCACCGCGAUGGCUAACUUCCAAGGACCGCAAUGUUGAAGAGCAGGCGAUUCUACAGCGCUUGCACGAUGACCAUGAAGACCCCGUUUUCUGGGGAAAGGAAUAUCUCCGGAUAGCCGCACAACUAGCUGCAGAGCAACAGGAGAGAGUUCAAAGCAGUUUGGAUCACACGUCCACCAGCGCCAAAGGACUUCAGCGUGGAGUUACGGCAGUUGCUCCCAUAACCUCCGUUCAAAGAAAUGUGUUUUAUGCCGGUCUAGGCUUCUCGGCUCCUGAAACUGUAAUGAUGGCAGGCGUAUUUGGCAUCUGCAAUACUGCCGGCGGCACAACCAAUCUGCUCCUGUUCGAUCGCCUGUGGAGACCAUGGGGAAAAGCCGGCAUUGCCUUUAUCAUCCUGUACAUUUACAGCUUUGGAGCCACGUUUGCGGCAUCUCCAUAUGCGUAUGCUGCCGAAGCCCUUCCUAACAAAGUCCGUGCCCUGGGAAUGGCUCUUGCUUUGCUCGUGGCCAAGCUGUUACAUUGA